Penicillium waksmanii is the source of this 399-nucleotide messenger RNA. RefSeq lists its product as uncharacterized. The transcript has 3 exons. NCBI's taxonomy places the organism in Eukaryota, Fungi, Ascomycota, Eurotiomycetes, Eurotiales, Aspergillaceae. The coding region runs from base 1 to 399 and encodes 132 amino acids. The record is from RefSeq and is a predicted model, not a curated record.
AUGGUCGAUCUAGCACAAAAGUCCAGGGGAGAUUGUAUCAGGCAACCGGAGCCAAGAAAGCUGCCGAUUUUUCUUUACGCAGAAAAGACACAUCCGGUUGAUGAGCAAGAUGAAGUAGAUCUUGAAGCAAUCACUUGGCCGGAUGAGAUGGGCGUCAGAACUCCGUAUAUUGAUGAACCUCGAACGAGCAGUGAAACUUUGAGGCGGGAUCAGUAUUAUGAUCGACCCUUUGAUUGGAUCCUACAAAGUAUUACCGGCGAUCCUGAUGUGCACAUGAAGAACAACUACCCUUCGGACUAUGUCCAUAGUCCCUCUUGGCAGGCGGAACUGCGCGAAAUCGAACGCCAGGAGGAGGAACAUCGAAGACAGAACGGAAUUCCCUCUGAUGACGAUCUGUGA